ACUUGCCCAAAGUAAAAGUGAUUAAUGAGAAAGUGCAGCUCACGCUCCAAGGGGAGCGUGGAAAGGAAAAGGCAUCCUCUGGCACCCCAAAAAGCAAGAACAAUUUUGAAAUGAAAAGGCAUGGUCACGCAACAAGAAAGAAAGAAAGGAGAAAAAAGUAAAGAGGACAAAAAGCUUCCGUCCCUUCUUCUCCUUAUUAAACACCCCCACCCCUCCUGCCCUUUUUCCAGCCUCCAUUUCUCUACCCUUCCCUCUUCUUCCCACCAGCUCGCUCUCUCUCUCUCUCUCUCUCUCUCUCUCUCUCUCUCUCUCUCUCUCGUCGGAGACUCGCCGCUUCUCGUGACACAAUCUGAAACCAUAUCCAGCUCCAUGAGCUCACAAUCCUUCAGAAUAAAGUUUUGAUUUGUUCUCUUCUUCUGCUGACCCCUUUUCUCUCAUGACUUCUCUCUCUCAUCGCCAUCUCUCUCUGCGUUUCCCACGACGAUGCGGUCUCCCCAGUCGCUCCGGAACGGCGAGUCUCCGUCCCCCCACCCCCGAAUAGCCUCCACGCCUCCUCAUUUCCAAUCCACCGUGACCCUCCAGAAGCUCCGCCGAUUCAACACCCUCAUUCUCGUAUUCCGCCUCGCCGCCUUCUGCUUCACCCUCACCUCCGCCGUCUUCAUGCUCACCAACUCCCGCGACGCCGAUUCCCCCCGCUGGUACGAUUACGACGCCUUCAGGUUCGUACUGGCUGCGAAUGCAAUAGUGGCGGCGUACUCGAUGUUCGAAAUGGGGGCAUCGGUGUGGGAGCUAUCCCGGGGCGCGACGGUGUUCCCGGAGGCGCUGCAGGUGUGGUUCGACUUCGGUCACGACCAGGUGUUCGCAUACCUGCUGCUGGCGGCUGGCGCGGCGGGGACGGCGCUGGCCAGGACGCUGAGGGACAACGACAUCUGCUCAGAAUCCGGCGCCUUCUGCGUGCAGUCGGAAAUCUCGAUCGCCAUGGGAUUCGCGGGAUUCCUGUUCCUGGGGCUCUCCUCCCUCAUCUCCGGUUUCAGGGUCGUCAGCUUCCUCAUCAACGGCUCUCGUUUUCAUCUGUAGACUAGGCAAAUUUUAGGUGGAGGAAUAUUUGGGUAGAGCCGAGUGAUGGUUUCCAUUUUUUCUAUCCAGCGCCGUACUCCUAACCCCUCUGUUUUGUCUUCAAGAUUCAAUGUUUUUAGGGAUGCUGUUUUUGUUUUUGUUUUUGUUUUCGUUUUUGGUGCUGUAUUUGAUGUGGAUGUGCAUACGAGAGAGGGUGAAGUUUGUGUGUGUAUUUAUUCUUUCAAUGACUUACUAAUUUUUAUUUUUUAAAAAGAAGGGUUAUUGUUAGAAUAA
Messenger RNA from Malania oleifera, 1350 nucleotides. Its product is annotated as CASP-like protein 4C1. The transcript is spliced from 2 exons. The record is from RefSeq and is a predicted model, not a curated record. The coding region runs from base 484 to 1077 and encodes 197 amino acids. NCBI's taxonomy places the organism in Eukaryota, Viridiplantae, Streptophyta, Magnoliopsida, Santalales, Ximeniaceae.